AGCAAUUUUGAGGGAAAUAAGUUCAGAUUCUUUUGCUUUUUUCCUGAAAAUGGAUACAUGUUUUAUUUUCUCGUGUAUUUGGGUUCUGCAAUCUUAAGUCAAUUCCAGGAUAGUUUUGUAUUCAAUUUUUGUGCAAGAAUUUCUUCUAGAAUCUUAAACUAUGUAAAUGUCAAAUGAAUUCUUCACAAUUCCAUACAAAAUUGUUGUAGAAUUUAAGUUGAUUUCCGGGUAGUUUUGUAUUCAAUUUUGUGUGUGAGAAUUUGUUCAAGAAUCUCAAACCAUGAACAUCUUUAGUGAUUUCUUGACAAUACUGUACAGAGUCUUGCAGAAUAGAGGAAUUAGCCUAGAAGUUCAAGAAAUGGACGGCAUAUUAAAUUCGGAUGAGAAUUAUGAAAUGGGAUAUUAUCCUUCACCUUCUUCCAUGGAUCAAACUGAUCAAUCACCAACAGAAACUCCCAGUUACUCGAUCCUGAGUCGAGAUUCUUUUGCGUACUGCAGAACAAUUUCGGAGACAUCAACCUUUUCGGAGCACACGGAUGAUAAUAGUUACUCCGAAAUAGCCUCUCCUCUCUGCUGGCCAGGGAGGAAGUCUCCAACGCGUGCAUCUCUUUCCAGACAAGGGAUGAGUCAGCACAGGCAUUGCUUGGAUGAGAAGAAUCGAGAUGAGGUAUCAACGGAUGUAGAAUUAGAAAUGAUGAAGGAGAAAUUUUCAAAGCUGUUGUUGGGGGAGGACAUGUCAGGAGGUGGGAAAGGAGUUUGCACUGCAGUUACUAUUUCUAAUGCCAUAACAAACCUUUAUGCUUCGGUGUUUGGCCAGCAUCUGAAACUGGAGCCUCUGCAUCCAGUGAAAAAGUCGAUGUGGAAGAGAGAAAUGAAUUGCCUUCUAUUAGUAUGCGACUAUAUCGUAGAAUUCACUCCUACGUCACAGAAUUUAAAAGACGGGACUAUUUUGGAGGUGAUGUCAAGUCAACCAAGGUUAGAUAUUCACAUCAAUCUUCCAGCAUUGAAAAAACUUGAUGCAAUGCUCUUGGAUGUAUUAGAUAGCUUUGAGAGGACUGAAUUUUGGUAUGCAGAACGGGGAAGUAUGUCGGGAAAUUUGACGCGUUCUGGAUCAUUUAGGGAUAUAGUUCGUCCUCACGGCAAGGAGGAGAAAUGGUGGCUACCGGUUCCUUGUGUUUCCCCGGCAGGUCUCUCUGAGAAAUCGAAGAAGCUUUUGCGCCAAAAACGCUCUUGUACCAACCAAAUUCACAAAGCAGCAAUGGCCAUAAACAAUUGCAUUCUUGCUGAUAUGGAGAUUCCAGAAUCAUACAUGGCGUCACUUCCUAAGAGUGGAAAAGCAAGUGUAGGCGAUACAAUUUAUCGUUACAUGUACACUUCAGAGAAUUUUUCUCCUGAUCAACUCCUCGACUCUCUCAAUAUAACCUCUGAACACGAAGCACUCGAGCUUGCAGACAAGGUCGAAGCUUCAAUGCACACAUGGAGACGUAAAACAUGCUUAGCUCACUCAAAAUCAUCAUGGGACACGGUCAAGGAUCUGAUAUCUGAUAUUGAUAGAAGUGAUAAGAACCAUCUUUUGGCAAAAAGGGCCGAGAGUUUGUUGUUUUAUUUGAAGCAAAGAUAUCCUGAACUUUCACAAACAACGUUGGAUAUGUGCAAGAUUCAAUACAAUAAGGAUGUAGGACAAGCAGUUCUAGAGAGCUACUCAAGAGUAUUGGAAGGUUUGGCAUACAACAUCGUUGCUCGGAUUGAGGACGUACUUUUUGCAGAUAAAAGCAUGAAAAAUCAGGAUUAGUAGCAGCUACGGCAACAAAUUUAUAUUCACUUAUAUUUAUUUCAACUCCAACUUCCCCCACCAAAUAUGUGUUAGCAUUAUUUUCAAGAUUUUGUGGGAAUAGAGAAGUGAUUGACAUGAAGGAAUCAAGCAGAGAAUGUCAUUGUUGCUACCUAUCCAUUUCGAGGAACAUGACAAUCAAUAUGCUUGCUUGCUUUGUUCUCAAGUACCAGUCUAUUAUAUUGGACUAUAUUUAUCAAUGAAAUUUACGUAAUUCUCUUUCAAAAAAUGAGAAAAAUGAUCACAUUUGCGUAUAGUUUAUAGACAAAUUUUAUAUCAUCCUUAA
Messenger RNA from Olea europaea var. sylvestris, 2117 nucleotides. RefSeq names its product rop guanine nucleotide exchange factor 3-like. The transcript has 8 exons. Lineage: Eukaryota; Viridiplantae; Streptophyta; Magnoliopsida; Lamiales; Oleaceae. The coding region runs from base 281 to 1792 and encodes 503 amino acids. The record is from RefSeq and is a predicted model, not a curated record. Gene Ontology annotation, molecular function: guanyl-nucleotide exchange factor activity.